AAGCACCGAAUUGAGCGACUCCAACGACGCGAAAUAAACGCUAAACCAACGACGCAAAAAAAGGCACCAGCCAGUAAAAGAAGCACCGAACUAGAUAACACCAACGGCAAAUCUAUUACUCGAAAAAAGAAUAUAAACGUUAAAAAUAAAAUAAGAAACAAAAAAAAAGUGUGCCGUAGAGCCCCCAGCCCCGCUCUAUCCAAUCCUAACCAACCAUCUCAUGUUAGGUCUUACUUCGCUCCUCAUAUUAAAAGGGUGGUAUGGACUGGUACUUUUUGGGACAGCCCCUUGUUGUGUGCCCUUCCUUCCAACAACGAAUGCAGUGUUGCUUGUAUUCGGGGGAAUCUUGUCACAAUCUCGGAAGUUCAGGAGAAGCAGAGGGAUCCAAUAGUUGUGGUCCGAGAAGCGGCGGAGGAACAGGGGGAACCAAUGCAUGUGAAAUGUCGUCCUGGAGAUAAAGUACCUUCGGCCAUCGUUGGGUGUGGGUGGGUCUUUUCUUGGUGA
This is a messenger RNA of Dentiscutata erythropus, 504 nucleotides long. The record is from the annotation of a GenBank genome assembly. Lineage: Eukaryota; Fungi; Glomeromycota; Glomeromycetes; Diversisporales; Gigasporaceae.